AUGUUCGAACGAACAGCGGAUACUCUCUACGGGAAGGACGUACUCGAGAAGCUUUUUGAUCAUCCACUCUGUUGUCUUUCCACUAUAUUUCGAUGGAUGGUUUCGCUUGUGUUGGCAUGGCCGAUAUUCAUACAAAUGAACGUCAGUUAUUCAAGAAUAGAUGAUGAAUUGAUGCCGUUCAUCCCUGAUGGCGACUUACAGGUGGAUGUUCUUUUGGCUGCAAUAGUGGUUUACUGUUGUAUUUUGGCCUGCACCGUGUGCUGUCUGUUGAUGUUAUUUCGAGUCGUCACAAAUUCAUAUGCUAUCAAAGAACACAGUCAGUAUCAACUGACAAUGCAGACCUUUGGUGUUUAUAUUGUUCUGCUAGUAAUGGUCAUACACUUCAGCGUUAUCUAUCUCCAAUACGAUGAGUUGGAGUCGGCCAUUACACGAAUGAUAGGUUGGUUCUAUUACUACAACGCAUUCCUCACUUACAUCCACCCCUACAUUCUAUUGAUAUUCAAUGCGGAAAUUCGAAGGAGACUCGCCUCCUUAGGAAUAGCUCCGUGUACACUGAACAGUCUGGUGCCCCUCACCCAUCCGAUUCCUGGAUUUGCAGGUGAUGUUCUAUAUUCUCACAACAAGCUAUUACUAGCAUCCGAUCACAGUGCGCUAAAGCCCACCACAUUUUCCAGGUUCUCCAUCAACCACGAACAAAUGCAGUCGAACCGUGUACGUCACACGAAUUCCGAUCUCUACUUGAAUCUAAAAGGAGCAACAGCACCAUCCACGAAUCAGGUCACUGAACAACCUACGUUUGUGCUCCAUGGAGAAUCAGUAUGA
Molecule: messenger RNA, 822 nt
Organism: Necator americanus (New World hookworm)
Lineage: Eukaryota; Metazoa; Nematoda; Chromadorea; Rhabditida; Ancylostomatidae
Exons: 7
Coding region: 1-822 (273 amino acids)
Source: RefSeq, a predicted model, not a curated record